AUUAAAACAGACGGUGAUGUAAAAUUCCUUCUUUUGUGGCAGCAUCGCAGUGCAAAGACAUAAAAUUGCUAUAAAUUAUUACAGUAAGUACACAGUGGAAAGUAAAAAGAGUAACAAGGAGUGUUCAUGGUUCAUGGACCAUUCAAAAAUCUGAUGGUGGAUGGGAAGAAGUUGUUCUUAAAAUGUGCGUGUGUGUCUUAAGGCUCCUGUGCCUCCUCGCCGAAUGUAGUAAUGAGAAGAGGGCGUGUCCUGGAUGGUGAGAGUCCUUAAUGAUGUAGUUAAUGCUGUCCUUCUGGGGCAGUGGCUUUUGAAGAUGUCUUCAGUGGUGGGGAGGGUUGUGCUAGUGAUGGAUCUGUGUGAGCCUACAACCACCUGCAACUGUUGUGUAUUUAAUGUUUCAGUAAUAUUAUAAGUAUAUUGUUUAAGUAUUUUUGUUGUUUACAUAAUUCAUUACAGGUCAUAUGUAAAAGUACUUGAAUGGCAUACGUUAUUAUGUCACCAUGUCAUUUGUGCACACCUCACUAAAGUAAAGAACAAAGUUUAUUUCUGGGCUCCCCAUGCUGUUCCUUCAAUUAGUUUUGGAGUUAGAAAACAUAACAGUGGCAUUGAGAAAGUUUAAGUGAGCCCAGGAUGACUACCUCCCUCUGAAGCACAGCAAGAUGUCUGAAUUUUGAAAAAGGGCAGAAAAUGGAUGAAAUUCAUAAAUGAAAUUUGUAAACUGUGAGUACUGGAUGAUAAUAAUCAUAAUGUCUUUAAAAAAAAGCAGAAAUGGCUGGCUACAUCGAAAGACAGAUGCAUUUGAUUACACAACAGAUAACUGGGAGAUGUAUACUGAGUGAAUUGAGCAGUAUUUUGAAGAAAAUGAAGUAGCCAGGAUCUGUGGUGAGUUUAAGGUCAGUAGUGAAAGUAAAUCAAUAAUUUCUGCCCAGGAUAACAACACUUAGUCAAUGACAAGGAACCACAGAUAGUUGCGCAACAGUUUCUGUCAUUCCAGAAAAUGACUAGAAUAGAAUAUAUUACAUCUGUACUGCUCACUGGAUGUUUUUUUUUGUUUUUCACACAAUUCUCUGUAAACUUUAGAAUCUAUUAUGUGUGACGAUACCAGGAGAUCAGCAGUUUCUAAGAUACUCAGAUCACCCCGUCUGGCACCAACAAUUAUUCCAUGGUCAAAAUCACUCAGAUCACAUUUCUUCCCAAUUUUGAUGUUUGGUCCGAACAACAACUGAACCUCUUGACUAUUUCUGAAUGCCUUUAUGCAUUGAGUUGCUGCCACAUGAGUGUCUGAUUAGAUGUCUGCAUUAAUGAGCAGGUGUACAGGUGUACCUAAUAAAGUGGCCACUGGGUGUAUUUAUCUAAUAGCAUUGAAACAUACUGUGAAAAGCAUUGUUUGCAUCAACAACCAAUGCACCCAAGGAUGCGCUGGGGCAGCCUGUACGUGUCGCUGCACAGUCCCGUGACAACAUAGCAUGCCCACAGUGUUCAGCAGAAAAACACAGGACACAGUAAGCUGCCAUGCACAGUCCUUCAACGCUGGAACAGACCCUUCUCGGCCUUCAGUCUCCAGUGGACAAGAACUCGCUUACACUGGGCCUUUGACUUCCUAAGCAGACUCGAGCUCCGCCAUCAGGCCUUGACAUCUGAUCGACCCUCGGCCUUCGACUGUCAGUGUCGGCCUUGGACUCACCAGUAACCAUGAAUGAGGACCCUGAAUACUGGUGUCCUCGAGCUCUGGACUCACUGAUGACGGGACCCCGAACUCUAGGCCUCAGUCUCCGGUCUCGCGUCUGAUACUGGCUACAUUGACCACCACAGCAGCUCGCUGGAGUCCUCUGUCCUGGGCCAGUCCCUCUUCCUGAUGUCAUCUAGGUGGAGAUCCUUCCUUCCUCUCCCAGGGAUGAAGUCUUUGCAGCUUCUGGCAGUGUUUCUGUAGCUCUGGGUUCUUUUUACGGGAUAGUGUUUCCCCGUCCAUUUCCCACACUCUGUACACCCUAACCGAGAAACUUAGUCCCAUUUUCAUUUGAACCUUCCGUCCAAGCUAACACCUUUAUCCCCACUAUCUAGACUUCAUUCUGGAGUGCGAUGGAAAGCGUCCUAUGCAGGUGCAUAAUGGGUUGUCCGGCAGCCGCUCUGCCCGUGACCACAGAAGCAGAGAGUUGUGGUCACAGCUCAGCGCAUCAUGGAGAUCAGCCUCUCCUCCAUGGGCUCCGUCUACACAGUCUCUCCAGGGAAGGAAAUUAAGAGGUGACUCGGUAAAAGUGUACAAGAGUGGACGAUCAGAUACUUUUCCCUGUCCCUUCCUUUCCAGUCGUGAUGAAGGGUUUCAGCCCGAAACAUUGACUGUUCAGUCAUCUUAGUGGACGCUGCCUGACUUGCUGAGUUCCUCCAGCAUUUUAUGCGUUGCUCAGAGAUUUCCAGCGUCUGCAGAAUCUCUUGCGCUUAUAGUGACUGUUCACCAGUUAUGCACUUUCUCUGUAGUCUUGACACAUCAUUCUGCCUCCUGUUACUGUUCUACCUCGAUGCCCCGUGUGAUGAUUUGAUUUGCAUGAGCAGUGUGCGAGACAAACUUUUCACGGCAUAACAGAAUUGCGAUUUCAGAUAGGAGAGUGGCGGAGGCUGUUAGAUAGCCGCAUGAACGUGCAGGGAAUGGAGAUCAGGAGGCAGAGGGGAUGAGUUUAAUUUUAAUGCAUGGUAAUUCCUACGCCGUGCAGUUCUGGUGGAGCAGGACAAAGUGCUCGCAAACUCGCAGGUGUCAAAUAUCACCAUCCCUCCAGGGUCCCGGAGCAGAGCGGAGGGUGGGGGUGGUGGAAGGAUGAAGGGGAUGGACUUUGGGGAGAUUUUAGGAAGGUCCUGGAAUCACGUGUCCUUCGCAUUUUUUCCCCCUCCGCUAUUCGACCGCUCCGCCUGGUCUUUGUUUGCUCGGGUUAUCCGCGGGAGUGUGUGCAGCGUGCGAGGGAGAAGCCCGCAUCGCGUCUCCGGGACCCCGCUCCGACCACGCCGUGUUUCCCCUCUCGAAGAUCUGAGAUACCAGGAUGAGCUGGGCUUUCCUGACCCGGUUCCUCGAGGAAAUCAACAAUCAUUCCACCUUCGUGGGCAAGGUCUGGCUGACAGUUCUGGUGGUCUUUCGCAUCGUCCUGACGGCUGUGGGCGGAGAGGCCAUCUACCAUGAUGAACAGAGCAAGUUCACGUGCAACACCCUGCAGCCAGGCUGCGAGAAUGUCUGCUAUGACUCGUUCGCCCCGCUGUCUCACGUCCGGUUCUGGGUCUUCCAGAUCAUCCUGAUCUCUGUGCCUUCUGUUAUCUACCUGGGCUUCGCUAUGCACCGCAUCGCCCGGAUAGAGGGCAGGAGGCAGCCCAGGAAGAAGAUGCCCAUGGUGCACCGGGGCGUCGCCCGGGGCUACGAGGAGGAUGAUGGCGACAAUGAGGAAGACCCCAUGGUCUCCGAGGAGAUCGAGCCCGAGUCACUACCCAAGCCGGAUGAGAAGAACCCCGAUAAGAGGCCGCACGACGGGAGGAGGCGCAUUAAGGAGGACGGCCUGAUGAAAGUCUACGUGUUCCACCUUCUGAUGAGGACGCUGUUCGAGGUGGGGUUCCUGGUGGGUCAGUACUUCCUCUAUGGGCUACGGGUCCUGCCCGGUUUUGUCUGCAGCAAAUCGCCCUGCCCAUACACCGUCGACUGCUUUGUCUCCCGCCCCACUGAGAAGACCAUCUUCCUGCUGGUCAUGUACGUGGUGAGCGGGCUCUGCCUUUUCCUCAAUAUUCUCGAGCUGGCCCACCUGGGCUGCGGUGGGAUCCGGGACGGGCUGAGGGGCCGCCGGCUGGCCAAGUGCCGCGGCUUUGCCCCGCCGGGCUACCACGCCGUGUUGCGCAAGGACCAGACCAAGAUGAGCAAUGGCGGCAUGUCCUACAGGGGCGCGGUGGGCAACCUAGAGCCGGCAAGCUUGGAGAUGACUGACAUGGUUCACCGACACCUCAGGAUGGCCCAGGAUCAGCUGAACAUGGCAUACCGAGCUUAUGGGGAUGUCCCAGAUCACCACAGAAGUGGCAGCCCUGAGUCCAACGGAACUGCCGUUGAACAGAACCGCCUCAACUUCGCUCAGGAGAAAGAAGGCACGUGCUCCGAGAAGACAGGUUUGAGAGGCUGAUUCUGAGGGAACCGGCUCUUCGACUAAGCAUCGGAGGGAGUCCGAACGCUCGAAGUAAAUGCGAAAGGGACAUCAACUGGAAAAAAAAACUAGUGUUUCAUCUUGACCUCCUUGGCACUAAGGACACUAAUUUUUAACUGAAACCUCUGGAUACAGCUGGAAUAGUGGGUGGGUGGGAGUGCUGUGGGCAUUUGGAAGGGCGUGACUACACAGUGAAAACCGGUGGUGCCAGUUUGCUUGUACUAUUAGGGUGCCUUUCUGUAACAUUCCAUGCACAGCACAGUUGGGUACAGUGACACCUCUGGGAGCACUGAGCCAGCAUUCCACUGUCCGAGGUGGAAUACCUGUCUUCCUUAAAGUGUUGAGAGGCAGUGACACCUCCAGGCCACAGCCAUCCUUACCUUGACCCUUUGUGGGCAAUUGCCAAUAGAACAAAAUACUUCUUAAUUCUAUUUUUUUUUCUUGCAGAUCUUAAUAAGAAACCCCAGUAUAGUUUUGGGCUUUUGAUUGCCAAUUGAUUUAUUUUUUUUUAAAUUCCAGUUGUUUACAGCUGUAGAACAUUCCAGAAUUUUGGGUGUUGGAGGAAGAGCAGUGAUCAAAUGAAUCUCCUUUUUUUUUGGUUUGUAUUUUAAUGAACUUGGUACUGAUUUUGUUGUAGGUCGCUGGGUGAGAUUUCCUGUUUCAUUCUGCACAAUUCCAUGACAUAUAGUUCAGGCCACGGUUCCAGAAUUAACAACUCCUGGAAUUCCACUCCCUUCCUCCUCGGCUCUUCACUUUGCCCCUCGACCCAAAAUAAAAAUCUCUGCAGAAUCAUUCAUUCAUCUCAUGCAUGGUGGCACAGCAGGGAGUGCCUCUCUGGCGACUCCAGGGUUCUUCGGUUGGUAGGCAGAUGGGUAUUCCCUUGCAUUCCUUGAAUUUUCACUCAGCUUGUUGCCCAGAGGACUACAUGCAGAGCAGCUGACUGGGAAGGUUUGCAUCGGCCAGUAACUCGAGCCUUUACGAAUAAGGUCUAACCUGUAGAUUGUUUUUCCCACCCACCUGUCCACCUUUGUAAGGUGUAUGAACCAAAGAUCAGUUUGCAGUUUACUUUUUUAUAUAUAUUUUAGGUAAAAAUGCGUAGGUUCUUAAUCCACUAUGUUCUAGUAGUCUUAGAUUCGGGAAGGGUUUUCCUUUGGGAUUUUAGUGUCUUUCUGACUGGGUUCUAUGUAGUUUACAUGUUUUGAGUGUUUAAGUCCGGUACAUCUCACCAUGAGGCUCACUUUGUGCUUCCUUUCAUUUCAAGGACACUUGUUCAGGUUCCUGCUGAACCUGUAGACUCCUUCCUCGGCCACUACGCUCGAUCUCAUGUGUGAUCUGUUGUGCUUUUUAUAUAGAGAGAAAUAAAAAGAGAUGCUGACUAACUUAUGCUGUCGAAUUCUGUAUGGCCAGCUACACUGAUUUUCCAACAUUACCUUGUGUUGGAUGGAGCGGGCAGAACAUAGAGCAGUGGUGCCCAACCACUGGGCCGCCAAGCAUGUGCUACCGGGCCAUGAGGAAAUGAUAUGAUUUGGCGAUAUGAAACGAUAUGAGUCAGCUGCACUUUUUCUCGUUCCCUGUCACGCCCACCGUUGAACUUGAAUGCACACGAAGUUAUGACCUAUGCGAGGUCAUCCGUCGCCUAAACGCAGUGAUACCCUCGCGCCAGGGAUCACUGGUUGGCCUCGGGUAACUGGCCACCUCGUGCAGCCAGUGAGAAGUGCCGUUGCUACUGGCCUGGAGCGCGGACAGAUGGGUGCCGUCUCUAAACAUGUUUAGCACACUGAAUGUUCGUGGGGAACCCGGUGCUAAAAUAUUGGCAGACGACCUAAUUCGGGCUCAGGGUUUUGUAAGUAGCAGAGCAGCUACCUCGCUGCGAUCUACUGAAAGUCAUCCCUCGAGCCAAACUCUUGUCGGCUGAUAGAUCAUACCUACCUACGGGGGGGGGCGGGCACACGCCCUGUCGCACUCCUCGGUCUCUCCGGAUGGCAACCCCCGCGGCCCCGACACGGGGACCUCCGGCCCUCACCUUGUCCUCUCACCCCACCCAUGACCAGCCGCACCUGGCCAAGGCGUUUGGCGGUGGGCGGGUGGGAGGCUGGAGGAGUCCGGGCCCAGAGGCUGUCUAGUGAGGCAAUGAAGCCUUCAAAAGUGCUCCGGCAACUUAAGUCCAAGCACCCUGCACUUAAAGACAAAUACCUUGAGUUUUUUGAGCGGAAAAAACGUGAGCAAGCGGGACAGAAGCAAGUGCUGAGAGCCACGAAAACUAAAUUGCGGAAUAGACUGGACAUAAGGAACCCCCUUCGAGUAUCGCUGUCUCCCAUCACCCCUCGAUGGGACCGUCUUGUUGCAGGGAAACAAGCCCAGGGCCCCCACUGAUUUAGCAAUAUUGGUGUGUUGCAAUGAUUUUAUAUGUUCAUAGGGGGAAAAUAAGUGCUGUGUGCUUAAUAUCCAAAUGUUACUUAAAAUGUUAUGGUGCUAUUGACUUAUCACUAUAUUCAUGCGAGGAAA
This is a messenger RNA of Hypanus sabinus (Atlantic stingray), 6668 nucleotides long. Its product is annotated as gap junction gamma-1 protein-like. NCBI's taxonomy places the organism in Eukaryota, Metazoa, Chordata, Chondrichthyes, Myliobatiformes, Dasyatidae. The transcript has 3 exons. The record is from RefSeq and is a predicted model, not a curated record. Gene Ontology annotation, biological process: cell communication. Bases 3030 to 4142 code for a protein of 370 amino acids. Gene Ontology annotation, cellular component: connexin complex.